AACUCGGGACAAUGCUUAUUUCCAGUUGCUCCGGAUUGAAAAGGUACGGAACACCAUUGCUUCGGAAUGGGUAGGACGAAGUGUAGCGAACAAUUGAAUGGAGAAAUUUAGGAAUGCAGAAUGCGCUACGUUGUCAUUCAUUCAGUUCAAACAAAUCAGUCGUAAAGCACACUUCUUCAACUUCUUUAGUUCAGUUCUGUUAUGUUCAGUUCUUCAUCUCUCAUAAUUUUCUUAUCGGUGCAUUUUAUGAAUCGCUAACAAAAAACUGUUUUUCAGACUUUUUGAGUAAUAAUGAAUAAUCGAAAUUAUAUUUUAUUGAAUUUCUUCAAUUGGUGAAUAUCCUUGUUGAGAUAGCUUUAACGACAAACAUAUCCAGGAACAAGGAAAUAAGACAUUCGGAAAACACCAAAGCAAUAGUCCUACAUAUAUAUAAUAGAUCAAUAUAAACAAAUUGCUAGUGAUUUUUAACUUGAAUUGUAACGAUAUUAAUCGAAUUACAAAAUUUUAAUAAAUCGAAUUAUAAAGAAUACCACAACCGAGUGAUAAAAUGGCAUUAGAUGGACAACAAAAUGGUAGCGGAAAUGGUCAAGAUGAUGGUUCAGGGAGGUCAAACUGCAUCGUAAACUAUUUGCCCCAAAGCAUGUCGCAAGAAGAGAUUCGUUCACUUUUCUCGAGCAUCGGAGACGUUGAAAGCUGCAAAUUGAUCCGCGAUAAAGUGACUGGCCAAAGUCUAGGCUAUGGUUUCGUCAACUACCAAAGGGCUGAAGAUGCUGAUAAAGCCAUCAAUACCCUCAAUGGCCUACGAUUACAAAACAAGACUAUAAAGGU
Molecule: messenger RNA, 828 nt
Organism: Sitodiplosis mosellana (orange wheat blossom midge)
Lineage: Eukaryota; Metazoa; Arthropoda; Insecta; Diptera; Cecidomyiidae
Product: ELAV-like protein 3
Cellular component (GO): ribonucleoprotein complex
Molecular function (GO): RNA binding
Source: RefSeq, a predicted model, not a curated record